AUGUCUGUGCAACCAUCGACCCCAACAGUGAUCCCCGCAACGCCGACACCGAACCGGAACAGGAAUGGCAGGCCCUCGUCGCCCUCUGCUGGCUCUUCGAACGACAUCUUCUACGACGCGGAGGAACACGAGAGAGAUCAGAACUCUAAACGGAGGUCUAUGUAUCGUUCGCCUGGGACAGCGUCCAGUCCAGAUCUCGCCACUCUCGUCAGGAAAGCAAAGCAGCGCGGCGGCGUCCUCCAAGGCCAUUUCUCAAAGGACAGACGCAACGAACCACCACCGCCUCCACUACCGACCUCCAUCGCUGCACAGAACAACAAUAACGGCUCGCCACGGAAUAGACAGCGCUCUUCGACGUCUUCGGCCCAGGACGCGCCGACUACGCCGACUACAGGAAGGUCAAAGUCUGCGAGGUCAGCUAUACCUGCAGGCAACAGUCCUGUAGGCUCAGAGUGGUUCAUGGCCAGCCCAAAGUCUGCGGGGGCAAGUGGCUCCAUCAAGCAACAAAACCCGAAGUCAUCAGUACGCUCAAAGACGAGUGCAUUCCUCGGGAAGAUGCUCGGUCAGGGUAGCGUCCGCGAACGAUCGAAAACGGACGCGUCACAAACCUCAUCCUCCUUAUUCCCCGUCAACCCCAACGCACCUCCCGUCCCUGCACUCCCCAUGAUACCCCGCGAUGUCCCCUCCCCCUCCCCAAUGUCCCCCGUCGGCUCUCCCAUCGCAGACGUCUUCACCACCCCAUCCUCUAUGCCCGUGACGCCAAUCUCACCGCCCCUUUCCUCCACCUCUCCCUCGAUCACCAUGUCUCCCGGCGAUACCUCCAAACCCCUUCCUCCCAUCCAAAUUGGCUCCGGAAUCGGGGACGAAGAUGACCUAGACGAAGACGUCGGGAACGGGUCGAUACUCGACUUUGACGACAAGUCGAUGAUUGUGAUUGACAGACCUUCGAGGUCGGCCAGUUCCACGCGACGGUCGUACAAUUCGAAUACGAACUCCAAUGCGAAUUCGAGGAACAGUUCGCGCUCGCGGGAUAGAUCGAGAUCACGCUCGCCCGAGAAAACGAUCAAGGGCAAAGGCCGUGCGACGCACAACAGCCACAAUAGCAGUAAUACCGAGACGCUUCGCGCAUCACAUACGAAACGGCGAAGCAUGAGCGUGAGCGAGGUAGAUCUCAAAAAAGCUAUUUCCGCUGCAUCGAAGUCGACUCCUUCGACGCCCAACCCGAGUACGAAACCCAGCACCCCAUCGACACCCUCCCAUCGUUUCUCGUCAUCUUCGACGUCGAAGGGUAAGUCCAAGGAAGAUUAUUACAAUUCGACCACGAUCACACCCGGCAAUAGGAGGGUGUCCCAGGACUGGGACUCGAGGAUGUAUGGGAUCAUGUCGGAUUUUGAGGGCCAGCUUUCGCAGUUGGUCGAUCCUCAGGUAUCGGCGAUGAGUGGCGGUGGAGGACUGGAUUUGGAUCUGAAGGUACCGGAGACACCACCGAAGUCCAAACAGCAACAGCAGCAGCAGCAGCAGCAGCAGCAGCAGCAGCAGCAUCUGCAUCCGAAUGCACACUCUCAAGCACUGGGGAUAGGGCAUUCGCAGUCGAAGCAGCAGAAGAGACCUUCGUUGUCACAUAGGUCGUUCACGGACGAAACCGACGUGCGACCUUCGUCCUCCUCGGUGGCUCCCAUUACAACGGACAGGUCGAGGCCACAGUCGAGACAGAAUACGACGAUGUCGUUACCGCUCACGUUACAUCCGCCUAUCGUUACCCUCGAUUCAGGGACGACGAUCUCUUCUGAAGCAUCGACGCCCAACGUUAACUUGGCAGGCGGAUAUUCGUCGCAUUCGUCGCCUACAUCACCAUCUUCGUUCCCCAACCCUCACACUCCCUCCCUCUCAUCCUCCACGCCUCUCUCAGCAUCCUCCUCACCCCGCGCAAGUAUCGGCUCCGGCUCACCUAAAUCAAGUAUGAGCACCUCUGACACCGCCGAUGGCACGACGACGAUCAAUGUCAACGUCCCGCCACCCCGUUCUUCAUCACUCCACUCGCAUAGCUCACUAAGCCAUACAUCUUCGCUUAGGGGAAGGUCACCCUCGACGGGCUCCGUCAUCACAGGGUCUUCUGUCCCGAGAGGGAGGACGGGAUCAGGGCCUAUGGGUCCGAGACCUUCGCCCGCGCAGGUCUUGCUGGGGCCUAGUACGCAUUUGGGCGUCAGUGGAGGAGGAAGACCGGGACAUGGGACGUUUGGGAGUAUGAGUGCGGUGGUGGGCGUUGGGGCGGGCAAGAGCGCGUUUAAUAGUUCGGAACCUUCGUUGGUUUCGGAGGGGAGGGGAGGGAGGAGCGGCUCGACACUCAGCGCAAGCUCCCAGCAAGAUCUCAACGCACCCCUCCGGCGUCGCAUGUCGGAGAACUUAGCUCUGAACCUGAAUCAUCGCACGGCGAACGAACUCAAAUUUGCGGGUUCUUCUUCGCUUUCGCCGCCUUCGUUCUCUCUCGCUAGUCCUGGUCCUGGGGAUGGGACCGGUGCGGACGAGGAUGGGGAGGGUGCGGCGGAGAAAGUCGUGACGAGGAAUGUUAGUGGAGGAGGAGGAGGAGGCGAGGAUGGAGAGGAGGCGAAGGGGAGGGAUUGUGCGUUCAAGGCGUGGGAGGAGGAUGAGGAGUUUUUGGCGAGGGAGAAGAUCGCGGAGUGGUUGGGUGGGCUGGGACGGGUAAAGAAGAUCGCGCUGCGGUAUUAUAUAGAUUACUUUGACUUUUCGGGAUUGAGGCUUGAUGUGGCGUUCCGAAAACUUUGCGGUAAACUUUUCCUUCGAGCAGAAACGCAGCAAGUGGACAGGAUCCUGGAAGAAUUUGCGAGGAGGUACUGGGAUUGUAAUCCUGGCAAUCUCUUUGGAGCAGUCGGCGUCAUCCAUGCCGUCUCAUAUUCCAUCCUGCUCCUCAAUACCGAUCUCCACGUCGCCGAACUCCAAUCCCGCAUGUCCCGAGGCCAAUUCGUCCGCAACACGCUCUCCGCCAUCCAAACCCAACUCGCACCCUCCUCCGGCAAAGGCUCCUCCACGGACCUCAUCGACGCGGACGAAGCUAGUCUUCGGGGCGCUGUUGGUGCCGCUGGGAGCGAAAGCUUGAGGGGGAGUUUGAGGGGGAGUUUGGGCGGCGGGACUGGGACUGGGACUGGGACUGGAACGCAGACGGCGACGGUGACGAGCGGGAGCGGGAGUGCGAGUUUGAUGGAGAGUGAGGCUGGGACGUAUAGGGAUAGUAGGGAGGGGAGGGAGAGGGAGAGGAUGAAUGAGAUUGUGAGGAGGAAGAGGAGUGAUUCGGUUACUAGUUGGAAUAGUUUGACGAGGGAUGUCGUCGCGGGGGCGAUGAUUAAUGGGAUUGUGAUUAAUGGUGGAGGUGAGGGUGGGAGUGGGAGUGGGGCAGGAGGGAGCGCGAGUGCGAGUGGGGUGGCGAGCCCGACGACGAAUGAUAGUACGGCGUCGGUCUCGGUGUUUACGACGGGGAGCGGGACGGAGAGUAAGACGCCGAGUACGCUCGUUUCGUCGGUUGUGUAUGACCGGAAUUGGGAGAAUGAUAUGGAGAGCUUGUUGAAGGAUAUGUACAACGCCAUCAAGAGCCAGCCGAUGUUGGCACCCCUGGGGAGUACGGCUCUGGCCCGCGCGUCGACGUCUUCACUUAAUCCUGGUCCUGUACUUCGUAACCGAAGCAUGCGGGUCCAGAACGAUCGUCUCAAUACGUUCAAGCGAGGGAGUAUACGAGGUAUACAGUCGAUUCUUGGGGCUCAGUCCGGAGUCAGUCCGUAUAGUAUCAACAGCAGCAUCGAGGGAAGGGUCAGUCCCUCGCCGAGUUACGCUGGGUCUGGUCAUGAGGCGUUCCUUGCUCCUACCCUCGGCUUCGCUUCUAACCUCUCUCACACUAUCAUCCGCGAGACGCAAGAAGACGACGAUCGGAGUGGGCAGAGCCAUGAUUCCGAGUCGACUACGAUCAGUAUUACGGACGAGGAGCUUGCACUGCUCGGCCCGCCAUGGGCCAAGGAGGGCAUGCUCUGUCGGAAGCAGUACAACGAGACCGCUGGGAAGCGGGCAAAGUCGAAGGCUUGGAUGGACGUGUUCGUCGUCAUUCAGAAGGGAGAACUGAAUAUGUUCGUGUUUGGUGACCAUGGGUCAGGCAGUCACAAGGUCGUUGGAGGCGGAAAUUGGCUGGAAAACGCGAACCUCGUAGGCACGGUCACGUUGGCGCAUUCGCUUGCCCAUGCUCUGCCGCCACCUGGGUACAACCGACAGCGUCCGCACUGCAUGGUUCUCACCCUGUCCAACGGAGGCGUCUACUUCUUCCAAGCAGGGACAGAAGAACUCGUCAACGAAUGGGUCUCCACCUGCAACUACUGGGCUGCGCGACAGAGCAAAGAGCCUCUCACCGGCGGCGUGUCCAAUAUGGAAUACGGUUGGAACCGCGUCGGCGAUCCCCUCUCUCAUGGCCGCUCUAUUUCCGACAACGAGUCGCACCAGACCAAGGACGACUAUGCGGACAGUGUGAGCAUGCAUAGCCAGAGGAGUAGUAAGAGUAGGCUUGGGUGGAAGGAUGGCUCGCUUACGGUCAGGGCGGGGUCGUCUCCGUAUUCGGAGAGGACGUUCAUCAAUGAAUGGAAGCCACCCAUGCCGCCGUCGGUGGCGAGUACACAUGAUGAAGAGGCACAGUUGGAGGCGUUGAGGAAGCAUGUGGCGUCGAUGAAGGAGGAGCUGCAGAAUCAUAAUGAGAUGCGGUCUCCGAUGAUGCAGCUGUACCCUGCAAGGUCGGCGAACGCUAACAAGGCACUCGGUAACUGGGAGAAGAAGUCUCAGUACCUCCUCACGGAGAUCGUCAAGUACGAGUCUUACAUCGACUCGCUACAGUCCGCCAUGGCGCUCCGACUCAAGAAACGUGGCGAGAAAGCUCUCGAGCGUGCUCUGCAUGGGGGUUCUGAAGACGAAGAUUGCGAUGCGUUUGGGCCCAACAAGGGGAAGUGGAAGGGAAGGCCGGACGAGGCAACCAUCAUGGAGGGUGAUGAGCCACCACCGAGCAGUGGUGGGAUCGAGGGGCUGGAGAAGAGGCCGGGAUCUCAGAUGAGGCAUCGGAGGGAGACGGCGGAGGUGGACGAUGAGGUGAGCGAUGAGUAA
Messenger RNA from Stereum hirsutum FP-91666 SS1, 5145 nucleotides. RefSeq lists its product as uncharacterized. The record is from RefSeq and is a predicted model, not a curated record. Gene Ontology annotation, biological process: regulation of ARF protein signal transduction. Lineage: Eukaryota; Fungi; Basidiomycota; Agaricomycetes; Russulales; Stereaceae. Gene Ontology annotation, molecular function: guanyl-nucleotide exchange factor activity. The transcript is spliced from 11 exons. The coding region runs from base 1 to 5145 and encodes 1714 amino acids.